Penicilliopsis zonata CBS 506.65 is the source of this 2589-nucleotide messenger RNA. RefSeq lists its product as hypothetical. NCBI's taxonomy places the organism in Eukaryota, Fungi, Ascomycota, Eurotiomycetes, Eurotiales, Aspergillaceae. Gene Ontology annotation, molecular function: ATP binding; protein kinase activity. The coding region runs from base 1 to 2589 and encodes 862 amino acids. The record is from RefSeq and is a predicted model, not a curated record. Gene Ontology annotation, biological process: protein phosphorylation. The transcript has 4 exons.
AUGGAUCCUCCUCGGACUUCCCGUCUCCUUGACCCGGCCAUGGCAGCCAUCACAAAACACAAGGCCGAGGCGAUUCGCCUGGCAAAGGAGCAAGCUGCCGCCGUGCAGGAGAUGUGCCGGCGUGCGAAAAGCGAGGCUCCUCCCUAUGAGUUUGAAGAGCUAAUCGGCAAGGGCGCCUAUGGUCGUGUGUACAAGGGUCAUCAACUCCCUUCUCAGAAGCUGGUGGCGAUCAAGGUCAUGGAUAUCGACUCGAUCGAUUAUAGGUCUGUUCGCGAUUUCCGCGAUGAGUCUAUCAAGGAUUUCAUCCAUGAGACCAAGGUCAUGAAACAGGUCAAAGAUGCCGGUGCGAAGAACAUCAACGAGAUCAUCGAGGCAAUUUCGAUCCAUUCCCAGCUGUGGUUGGUUUGCGAGUACUGCCCUGGGGGCAGUGUCAGAACUCUGAUGCGUGCAACUGGUGAUAAGCUGGACGAAAAGUUCAUCAUCCCCAUUGCUCGAGAGCUUGCGGAAGGGCUACGUGCCAUCCAUGCUGCCGGGAUUAUUCACCGAGACGUCAAAGCUGCGAAUAUUCUUAUUCACGAAGAAGGACGACUGCAAAUUUGCGACUUUGGCGUUGCCGGUAUUCUACAAACACAGCUGGAUAAGCGAUCUACCUGGAUCGGCACACCACACUGGAUGCCUCCGGAGAUGUUCGCGACCAGAGGCGAGGCUCAUCAAUACGGCAGUGAGAUUGAUGUGUGGGCGUAUGGAUGCACGCUCUUCGAGUUUGCCACCGGCAACCCCCCAAAUUCUGGUCUGCGAGAGCGCAUGCAGAUUGGACGACAACUCAAUCGUAGUACCCCGAAGCUAGAUGGUGAUCGGUACAGUGAAAGUCUCCGGGACCUCGUUGGAUUCGCCUUGGAGUCCGAUCCGGCCACGCGACCCACGAUGGGAGACAUCCUAUCACACUCGUACAUCCAAGAUUCAGAGGAAGAGUACCCCAUAUCCUCUGUGAGCGAACUCGUCCGCAUCUACUACCAGUGGUCACAGCGUGGUGGCCAGCGGAUCUCUCUCUUCCACCCUGGCGGAGCGGCAGCAGCUGAGUUCCCGGGAGUCGAAGAAACCGUCAACGAAGAUUGGAACUUCAGCACCACUGACGGGUUCGAAAGGCGAUUUUCCGUCAUAGAUCUGGAUCAGCUUGCUGCCGAGCUGGCCGAGCUGGAGGAGCAGAUGGGACCCGUGCGGCCCAACCCCGAACGCAACACGCCGGAAGAAUUGCUCUUUUCCGGCGCGGUGGACCUGACUCCCGUCGAGCAGGCCAACUUUGACGAACGGGUCCGGCGCGGCGCGGCCGCGAUGGAGGGCCUGUUUAACGAGGACAUGCCGAGCUACAAGUAUGAGACAAAGAACGACUUUGUCCCUAUCGAGCCGAAGCCGUCCUACUCGGACCUGCCGCUCCGCACCGAGACCGACCGGUCGUCCGUCACGUCAACGUUUAUUGAUAUCGACAUCGGCUCCUUUGAUUCGUCCCACUAUGCUGCGGGAAGCGCCUCUGCCCACCCGUUUCAACUCGCGGACGCAGACACCAUUCGGGCUAACCGAUCGAGUGGUCGAACACAGCGAAAUUCUUCGUCCGGCAGCCGCUCCCGCUCCUCCAGCAGAGAUGCCGCCAGCGUCAACCUGGAACCGGAGCUGGAGGAGGCGUACCAGCCGCCCAGCGGCCCUCGCCCGCCCACGAUGGAUUGGAAAUUCCCUACGUUUAUGGUGCCGGCCGAGGAAGAUUCCGCUUCAGAAAACGCCCAAGCAAGGGAGGAAGAAGAAGAAGAAGCGCGAGCCCCAGAUCAAGUAGACCCCACCGACAAACGGGCUACGAUGGAAUGGACAUUCCCUGUGAUGACCGCAUCGGCUGAUGAGCCCGAGACAGGGGAGGAGAAUGAGAACAACAAUGCCUCGGAAAGCCUGCACGAAGACACUCUUCGGGCACCCCUGACCUCGCUGCAGCAGCCGUUGACGGCUCGACACCGUGACAGUAUCGGCGAGCCCGGCGACUCGCGCCCAUCCACGGCAGCAUCCAACGUCUCCAGCAGCGCGUCCGACACAGACUACGACCCCUUCCGGUUCGACCGGCCAGCGACGCCACCCGGCGGGUCGUCAGAACAACACGGUCAUUUCUUCGAUAAUGCAUUUCCGGAGAUGAUGGAAUCAUCGGGAUACGCCGAUUUCGAGCCGUCUUCCGUCCUGGACGGGCCUGGCCCGGACGAGGAGGACAGCAAUCCCGUCUGGCAGCACAACCGGAUGAUUUCCGACCCGUCCAUCCCGCCGCAUGAGGCCUCAUCGUCGUUCCCCACCGUGCUCCCGUCCAAGGGGCUGGGCGAUCAUCUCCACCCCGCGCGCGAGUCGGUCAUCCCCGCGCCACUGGCGACUGCCCGACGCCGCGGCGCCGGACCGGUUCGAUUCCCGGACCUGGUGCCGCCCAGCAUUGAAAGCCUGGCCCACGACGCGGACGACCAGGUGGUCACCGCCGAGCUGGACCGGCUGUUGGGAGACUUUCUGGAUGCAUUGUCUGCUACGGGGGAGGCAUUGUCGCGCUUCAAUAUUGACAGAGCAGAGUAG